Molecule: messenger RNA, 1342 nt
Organism: Leptomonas pyrrhocoris
Lineage: Eukaryota; Euglenozoa; Kinetoplastea; Trypanosomatida; Trypanosomatidae
Product: putative centromere/microtubule binding protein cbf5
Exons: 1
Coding region: 50-1342 (430 amino acids)
Biological process (GO): rRNA pseudouridine synthesis; box H/ACA sno(s)RNA 3'-end processing; snRNA pseudouridine synthesis
Cellular component (GO): box H/ACA snoRNP complex
Molecular function (GO): pseudouridine synthase activity; RNA binding
Source: RefSeq, a predicted model, not a curated record
AGUCUUUUGAUAUCGAGCAACAGGAUUCGCUUUCCUCUUCUGUGUCACAAUGGGCAAGAAGCGUCUCGGAGAGAUUCAGCGCAGUGAGGACUUCUGCAUUCCCACGGGGGAUAAGGAGGCGAACAGCGUCCUCCCCGCCGAGGAAUGGCCUCUGCUGCUGAAGAACUACGACAAGAUGAAUGUGCGUUCCACGCACUUUGCCCUUCUAGAGAGCGGCUGGUCUCCACUGCGUCGUCCUUUAGCUGAGUACAUCAAGUACGGUAUGAUUAACAUGGAUAAGCCGUCCAACCCUAGCUCUCACGAGGUUGUCUCCUGGAUCAAGCGCAUCCUGAAGUGCGACAAGACUGGCCACGCCGGUACACUUGACCCCAAGGUCACCGGUGCUCUGAUCAUCUGCACCGACCGUGCUACUCGCCUUGUGAAGUCCCAGCAGAAUGCCGGGAAGACCUACAUCGGUGUGCUGCGCCUGCACGACACGGUGAGUCAAAAGAAGGUAGACGCCGCCUUGCAGCGGCUGACGGGUCCGUGCUUCCAGCGCCCGCCUCUGAUUGCCGCAGUCAAGCGUCAGCUGCGAAUCCGCAACAUCUACUCCAACCAGCUGAUCGAGUACGACAAACACCGCCAUCUGGCUGUGUUCGAGACGCAUUGCGAAGCCGGUACCUACAUCCGUACCCUCUGCGUGCACCUUGGUCUGAUUCUCGGCGCCGGUGGCCACAUGGAGGAGUUGCGCCGCAUCCGCACCGGCGUCAUCACCGAGGACGAUCACCUUUCGACGAUGCACGACGUCAUGGACGCGCAGUGGCUGUACGAAAACGAGAAGGACGACUCCUACCUCCGCCGCGUCAUCCUGCCGUGCGAGUACCUGUUAUCCAACCACAAGCGCAUCGUCGUGAAGGACUCCGCCGUGAACGCGGUGUGCUACGGUGCCAAGUUGAUGAUUCCCGGUCUCGCCCGCUUCGACAACGGCAUCGAGCGGGACGACUUGGUGGUGCUCAUCACCACGAAAGGCGAGGCCAUUGCUCUCGCGUACGCGGAGAUGACGACGUCGCAGAUGGCCUCCGUGGACCACGGUAUUGUGGCGCGCAGCAAACGUGUGAUUAUGGACCGCGACACUUACCCGCGCCGCUGGGGUCUUGGCCCGAUUGCGGUGAAGAAGCGCUCGAUGAUGAAGGACGGCCUUCUGGAUAAGUACGGCCGCCCGCAGUCGAACACGCCGUCGGACUGGUUCUACAUCGACUACGGCGGUGUCAAGACCAACGCCGAGGGCGUCCAGUACGGCCAGGCGCCGUCCAAGACGAGUGGUGUGAAGCGGCAGCGUGUGGCUGACUCCGAUGACGAGUAA